AUGGUGCUGCAAGCGGCGCGGAGCUUAAGGGCCGCGGCCUGCAGCCUGCGCGCGCUCUCGGCGCCGUGCCCCCCGCGGCUCUGGGGGCCCGGGCCGGGCGCUGUGCGGACGCUGCGCAUGGGCCGCGCUGUGCUCUCGGUGCGUAAAUUCACAGACAAACACGAAUGGGUAACAACAGACAAUGGUAUUGGAACAGUAGGAAUCAGCAGUUUUGCACAGGAAGCUUUGGGAGAUGUGGUUUACUGUAGUCUUCCUGAAGUUGGGACAAAGUUGAACAAACAAGAUGAGUUUGGUGCCUUGGAAAGUGUGAAAGCUGCUAGUGAACUCUAUUCUCCUUUAUCAGGAGAAGUAACAGAAAUUAACGAAGCUCUUACAGAAAAUCCAGGACUUGUUAACAAAUCUUGUUAUGAAGAUGGUUGGCUCAUCAAGAUGACACUGAGUAAUCCAUCAGAACUUGAUGAACUGAUGAGUGAAGAAGCAUAUGGGAAAUACAUAAAAUCUAUUGAAGAAGAGAGUGAAGAUGGAACCCCUAAAUAA
This is a messenger RNA of Orycteropus afer afer, 537 nucleotides long. RefSeq names its product glycine cleavage system protein H (gene GCSH). The transcript is spliced from 5 exons. The record is from RefSeq and is a predicted model, not a curated record. Gene Ontology annotation, biological process: glycine decarboxylation via glycine cleavage system; protein lipoylation. Lineage: Eukaryota; Metazoa; Chordata; Mammalia; Tubulidentata; Orycteropodidae. Gene Ontology annotation, cellular component: cytoplasm; mitochondrion; glycine cleavage complex. Bases 1 to 537 code for a protein of 178 amino acids.